AGCAGUGUACGCAGGAAGUUAAUUCAAGUCAGCCGAACAAGUAGGCUGUAAUACGUUAAUAUAUCGAGCGUUUUGGUCUGUAAACGGUUCAUAUCGUUUAAAAUUGCAGUAUAUUGUUUAUUCAACAUGCUGAUCAAAGUAAAGACUCUCACUGGAAAAGAAAUCGAGAUCGACAUUGAGCCCACAGAUAAGGUGGAGAGAAUUAAAGAAAGGGUGGAAGAGAAGGAAGGGAUCCCCCCACAGCAACAGAGACUGAUCUACAGUGGAAAACAGAUGAAUGAUGAGAAGACAGCUGCAGACUAUAAGAUCCAGGGAGGCUCAGUGCUCCAUCUUGUGUUGGCGCUAAGAGGCGGAUAAAAGCUCCACAGGCCCUGCACGCAUCUCCAUGUAUGAGUCGCUGUUCUGAUGGGGCCAACUGAGUGCCAACGCUUUAGGUCUCUGUCACAGUUUAAUCAUGUUACAGCACAGAAAUCUGAAAUCCCCCGUUCUCGGGUCGACGCAAACAAACAAAAAAAAAGAACCAACAGGAAAAAAAGGACAUUUUCCUUUGUAGAUGUUUUUUGUAAACCCACAUUGGCUUUGAGUUUGACCAGGCACCCGUACCUUACUGAAGACAGUUUGAGGACACAGUGGUCUAUUUGCUUGUGAAUAAAUGCUGAAAUUGAUGUAAGUGUUGUCCU
Molecule: messenger RNA, 680 nt
Organism: Chelmon rostratus (copperband butterflyfish)
Lineage: Eukaryota; Metazoa; Chordata; Actinopteri; Chaetodontiformes; Chaetodontidae
Gene: nedd8l
Product: NEDD8 ubiquitin like modifier, like
Exons: 4
Coding region: 127-357 (76 amino acids)
Biological process (GO): regulation of proteolysis; modification-dependent protein catabolic process; protein neddylation
Cellular component (GO): cytoplasm; nucleus
Molecular function (GO): ubiquitin protein ligase binding; protein tag activity
Source: RefSeq, a predicted model, not a curated record